Penicillium pulvis is the source of this 1245-nucleotide messenger RNA. RefSeq lists its product as uncharacterized. The transcript has 3 exons. Gene Ontology annotation, biological process: phospholipid metabolic process. The annotation marks the transcript as partial. The record is from RefSeq and is a predicted model, not a curated record. Gene Ontology annotation, molecular function: phosphatidate phosphatase activity. Lineage: Eukaryota; Fungi; Ascomycota; Eurotiomycetes; Eurotiales; Aspergillaceae.
UAUAUAGCUAUUAGAAACUCACUCGGCCGUGUCGACUGCAAAUUGCCCGCAAUGGGUGCCCCAGCUCUUCUCGCGCGUAUCUCAAAGCUACUGGUACUCUCUUACGUUCUUGACUGGGUGUUUAUUAUCGCCGUGGCAUUGUUUGGCUAUGCGUUUUAUAAACAAACGCCAAACCAGCACCCCUUCUCGUUAUCGGAUCCAGGCAUUUCAUAUCCCUACACAGAGCACGAGACCGUUACAACCUCGACCCUUAUCCUCGUCUCAGUUCUUGCCCCUGCUGCCAUAGUCCUCAUUGGCGCCCUGGCAAUUGUCCCCGGAACCGCUGCUCAAGCUGACACCAAACCAUCCAAGUCUCAAACUCUGCGUCGCAAACUAUGGGAGUGGAAUGUCGGAUGGAUGGGACUGGGCGUAGCACUGGCUGGUGUAUGGAUGUCUACUCAGGGACUUAAAGUUCUGAUCGGAAAACCGCGCCCUGAUUUGCUAGCGCGUUGCAAUCCAAACCUUGACGAUAUUGCGACCUAUGCGGUUGGUGGACUUGGCGAGAAGUUAUCAGGUGCCGCUACGCUGGUUUCAUACAAAAUUUGUCAAGACCAGUCUUCCCUCGUGGCAAUUGACGGGUUUUCAAGCUUUCCGAGUGGUCAUUCAUCUUUUUCUUUCUCCGGACUCGGCUAUCUAACAUUGUGGCUGUGCGCCAAAUUCUCUGUUGGAUUUCCCUACUUUCCAUCCUAUCCCGUCAAAGGAGUUGACUAUAAAGAAGAAAACUCAGUUCGCACGCGCGGCGCGGCACCGCCUGUUCCGCUGAUGGUCAUCACUUUCGUCCCUACCGCCACUGCAUUUUUCAUCGCCGCAUCUCGGUGGUUCAACUACCGACAUCAUGGAUUCGACAUUAUAUUUGGAUCUCUCAUGGGUAUGGCUUUUGCCUGGAUCGGUUUCAACAUGUAUCAUCUCCCCAUUCGGCAAGGGGCAGGCUGGGCUUGGGGACCGCGAGCUCGUCGGAGAGCGUUCAUUCGUGGUAUUGGCUUUCCAAGCUCCCUUGGCAUCGAUAGCUGGGCGUAUAAACGCAGCGACUCCACCAAUGAACAGUCCGAGAGAGACGUCGAAAAUGGCAACUGCAACAUCAAUGGUCACGGCCACAGCGACAUCAAUGGCCAUUCCAAUGGUCAUACUAACGAAAAUGAGUCCUUGCCCAUGCAGGCAUGGCUUAUGAGAUCCCCCGUGUCCCCCUUGUCCGAAAGGCCUCAAGUG